UCCACUUUCCGUACUGUACAGGUCAAUACGGCGGUAGUAGUCAUUUCGUGCCAUUUCACGAAUUCUCCAAAAAGAAUACAUAUUAAAAGCAAAUUUUUAUAUAGUGUUAAGAUGCAUGUUGCCUUAGGAUUAAAUACCUUCAGGGCUGUAACCAGAGCUUCCGGAUAUGUGAAAUAUUUGACGACCUUGCCUGAACCGCAAGAGCCGACUAUUAGCACGGCCAGCAUACCAGGACCGAAGUCCUUGGAAUUAAAAAAAAAAUUGAACACCAUGCAACUGGCUGACAUGGUAAACUUCUUCGUCGACUAUGAAUCUUCAACGGGAAAUUAUUUAUGCGAUGUGGAUGGCAACGUCAUGCUAGAUGUGUAUAUGCAAAUAUCCUCGAUACCAUUAGGUUAUAAUCAUCCCAGGCUGUUAAAUGUUUUUAAUAACGAUAAGAAUGUGAAAGCUUUAAUUAAUCGUCCUGCAUUGGGUUUCUUUCCUGGUAAAGACUGGCCUGUAAGGCUGGAGAAUAUUCUUAAGCAAAUAGCGCCCAAGGGCUUAAAUAAUAUAACUACUAUGAUGUGCGGUUCAUGUGCAAAUGAGAACGCUUACAAAAAUAUAUUUAUUGCUUAUGUGAGAAAGAAGCGAGGCGAGGAGGGUAAUUUCACUGAGGAAGAAAUGAAUUCGUGUAUGAUGAAUAUGCCACCAGGUGCACCUAAUCUAAGUUUACUUUCAUUUCAAGGAUCUUUUCAUGGUCGCACAAUGGGCGCUUUGGCAACAACGCAUUCAAAGUAUAUACAUAAAAUCGAUUUUCCUUCGUUAGAUUGGCCCGUUGCUGCCUUUCCCAAUUACAAAUAUCCCUUGGAAGAAAAUGAACGUGGCAAUAAAGAGGAGGACGAAAAGUGUUUAACUCAAGUCGAAGAACUUAUUGAGGCAUAUAGUAAGAAAGAUAGGCCUGUUGCUGGCAUUAUUGUAGAACCUAUACAAAGCGAAGGCGGUGAUAAUCAUGCAUCUCCAGAAUUUUUCCAACAGUUGCAAUACAUAACUAAGAAGUAUGAUAUUUCCUUGCUAAUAGACGAAGUUCAGACUGGCGGUGGUUGUACCGGUAAAUUUUGGUGCUACGAACACUUUAAUUUACCUUCGCCACCCGAAAUAGUUACGUUUAGCAAGAAACUGCAAUUAGGCGGAUACUUUCACACUUCGGAGUAUCGUCCUCGCGAAACUUUACGCAUCUUUAACACUUGGAUGGGUGAUCCGGCAAAAAUUCUUUUGCUUGAAGAAAUCAUUAAUGUCAUAAAAGAGGAUCAACUACUCGAACAAGUUCAAAAAUCGGGUAAGGUUCUAAAAACCGGUCUAUUACAAUUGGAAAAAGAAUAUCCGCAUCUAGUAAAUUCGACCCGGGGUCGCGGCACUUUCUUAGCCAUCGAUUUCGAGACACCGGAGUUACGUGAUACUGUAAUUGCUCAGCUAAGAAAAUGGGGUGUUCAUGCGGGCGGUUGUGGUAAACAAAGUCUUCGUUUCCGGCCGGCUCUAACUUUUAAGGAGAAACAUGCCAACAUCGUACUUGAUCGUCUCCGCAAAGUUUUAUAUGAAACUUAAAUUAAUAUAAAAUAUCUUUACCUUUACAAAAGAAAAUAAGUAACUAUUACAGAGGCACACGACAUUUAGUAGUAAUGCAUGCACAAUAGCUCAAACACACAAAUAUACCUACACAUAUGUUAAAGAUAUCCGCAUAAGUGUAUAGACGAUUUCGUAUCUGGAAAGCUUGCAUUGUUAGUGAGACAAUAAAUAUAUAUAUAUAUAUAUAUGUAUAUAUAUAUUAAUAUAAAA
This is a messenger RNA of Glossina fuscipes, 1812 nucleotides long. Its product is annotated as 4-aminobutyrate aminotransferase, mitochondrial-like. Gene Ontology annotation, biological process: GABA catabolic process. The transcript has a single exon. Gene Ontology annotation, cellular component: mitochondrion. NCBI's taxonomy places the organism in Eukaryota, Metazoa, Arthropoda, Insecta, Diptera, Glossinidae. The record is from RefSeq and is a predicted model, not a curated record. Gene Ontology annotation, molecular function: pyridoxal phosphate binding. Bases 112 to 1581 code for a protein of 489 amino acids.